AUUCUACACAUCGCUGAACCCACAAUAAAAUGAGUUACAGCGAUGCUCCCGAUGCUCCUACGGGUAAGAGACGGAGAAUCUCGCUCGCAUGCAGUGCUUGCAGAACCAGGAAAUCACGUUGUGAUGGAAGUAGGCCGAAAUGUUCGAGCUGCGAGGAACUGGGCUUUGACUGUAUCUACAUCAACCCUGCGUCUGGCUCAAAUGUCAUUAUUGGGAAGGAGUAUCUGUCUGGCCUAGAACAUCGUCUGAAGAUCGUUGAGCAAGAUAUCAGAACUCUCAGAGCCCAACAAGACAAUCCUCGGCAGCAUGCAAGAUUCGAAGACAACUUUGAAGAUGAACCACGUGGACAAAGCGCUGCGUCUCCUUCGCAUACGAGAACUUUGCAGUCCGAGGAAGUUGAAGUGAAUAGAGACGAACUCCAAGAUUCAUUCGACAAUGAGAAUGAUGCCGACGGGAUGGGAGCGAUGGUAUUUAGUGCUGAAGAAGAUUGUGGAUUCUUUGGACCAUCUUCAAAUAUUGCGUUCAUGCGCCACGUAUCGCGCGCAAUGGCUCGUACAAACCGAUCAAUGUUUGCUACUGGAGACAGCUUCAGCCCUAACAUACCUCUCGACAGUGCAGUUAUUAGUAUCUCCCAGCCCGCAUCCCCAUCAGCCAGAGCCUCUGCGACAAUGCAAUCUUCCAAUGCCGCAAAUCGAAGCAACGUAAACAUACAUGCUCUUCCACCAGAGGCCACAAUACGAAGCCUGAUUGAACGGUAUUUUGGAGACACCGGCCUUCUUUUCCCUUACAUUCAUGAGCAAGCGUUUCUAGAUACUUACAACGAGAUUAAAGCAAAUGACUUUACAAAGAUCAGGAGGACGUGGCUAGGACUUUUGAACAUGAUCAUGGCAAUGGCAACCAGUACCACGGUUGAGAACGGCCUGAGUGCGGACAAGCGAGCUCAGGCUUCAGAUAUAUAUUAUCUGCGAGCGGCUGGAUUGUGUGAAAAACAAAUCAUGCGUGGAACAAGUCUUGAGAUUGUCCAAUAUCUACUUUUGACAAGUCAAUACCUGCAAGGUACACAGCGAUCGGUAGAAGCAUGGACUGUGCAUGGCCUUGCAGUGAAAGGUGCCCUUCAACUCGGACUCCACUCCACUGCUGCUGCUAGUCGCUUCUCCUCCUUGGAUCAAGAAUUCCGGAAGCGGACCUGGUUUGGUUGUGUGGUGCUUGAUCGCACGCUCAGCAUGACUUUUGGUAGACCGGCUACUAUUCCAGACGAUUAUAUCAGAAUUCCGCUUCCCCGAAGUCUCUUGAGAGUGGGAAAUAGUGAAGAAUACGAUGCGAAUGAUCAUGAGAGAGAAGUCAGUGUAGAUUUCUUCAAUGCUACCAUAACUCUCUACAAGAUCAUGUGGAAUGUGAUUAACGAGCUUUACGGUGGCAACAUCGGGUGUGGCACCCCGACCACUGUUUUGAACACUGUCUCGCAGUUGUUCUCCAUAGAACAGCAACUUGGUGAAUGGCAACUUCUGCUGCCUCCGUCCCUAGGUUUAUGCAAUGUCAACGACCUUUUUCAACCACCCGACCUAGCCAACUCAAUUCCGUCGCCUAUCGACCGUUUUCAAGUUAUUCUCAAGCUUCGCUACUGCAACCUUCGCACCCUCCUUCAUCGUCCCAUCUUGGUCAAGUUCCUCGAUAUUAUAGGUAAAGCAUCGCCUAAUUCCGAUGCCGGGGAGGUAAAUCUUCUUCAGCAAAUCGGCAGUAACAGCAUCCAGAUCUGUGUGCAGUCAUCCAUGGACAUUGUUGCUAUUGUCCGAGCGAUGGUCACGGGAAGCGGUGCUCAUAGAUCCCGACUGGGAGCAUGGUGGUUUAGCUUGUACUAUACAUUCAAUGCUGCGCUGGUCAUCUUUGCCUCAUUUCUCAUUCUCAGAGACCGGAGCGCUAAUGGAGCGAUCCGCUUACCGUUGGCGGUGUCAGAGCUUGACCUCCAGCGUUCCCUAAUUGAUGCAGCGUUAGCGCUGCGUCAGUUGGAUUGCAAAAAUAGGAUGGUGGAUAGAUGUGCUGUGUAUCUAGAACAACUCGCGAGUGUAUCAGAAACACUCAGUACCUCGUCAGGCUUCGAUAAUCGAGCAUUGCCAAACACAUACAACGAGCCAUCAGCGACUAACGUUCCUUCGCUGUAUCCGAAUGGUCAGAUGUUUGGAUCCAUGAUGAUGAAUGCUUCCCCGUUGGGAAUGGAUCUCGGCGAAUUUUUGCUUGAAGGGGAUCUUGAGUUCUUGAAUCAUAUCACAAGUACCCAGCAGGCGCAAAUAAUCAAUAGGUCCUAAUUGAACAAUAU
Messenger RNA from Mollisia scopiformis, 2314 nucleotides. RefSeq lists its product as uncharacterized. Gene Ontology annotation, biological process: DNA-templated transcription; positive regulation of transcription from RNA polymerase II promoter by galactose. Gene Ontology annotation, cellular component: nucleus. The record is from RefSeq and is a predicted model, not a curated record. Bases 30 to 2303 code for a protein of 757 amino acids. The transcript is spliced from 6 exons. Lineage: Eukaryota; Fungi; Ascomycota; Leotiomycetes; Helotiales; Mollisiaceae. Gene Ontology annotation, molecular function: DNA-binding transcription factor activity, RNA polymerase II-specific; RNA polymerase II cis-regulatory region sequence-specific DNA binding; zinc ion binding.